Sphenostylis stenocarpa is the source of this 375-nucleotide messenger RNA. NCBI's taxonomy places the organism in Eukaryota, Viridiplantae, Streptophyta, Magnoliopsida, Fabales, Fabaceae. The record is from the annotation of a GenBank genome assembly.
AUGGAUUUGAAUAAAGAAGACAACAAACAUGAAAGAAAAGGACAGAAUGGUGUCUAUACGAUGCACAAUAAAGUUAUUUAUUUGGAAGCUCUGAUUGCUAUGCUGCUAAUUGCUACUGAACCAGUUAACAUGAGGGCCUCAUUUGGCCCCUCCCCUGCACAAACAGGGCUGAGAAUCGGCCAAGUGUCCACUGCGUUUUUCAUCUUCCAAAACGACACACACAGGUCCCGUCUAUCGUCGUAUGAGGUUCCCGUUGCGCCAUGUCAGCAUCGCAUACGCUGUUCUCCUUUCAAACGUGAAAUUUCGGCGAAGUUUGCGGAAGAAGGUAAUCAGGCAUGCAAUAGAAUAGUGGGUAAUACAAAAGAACUUGAAUAA